GAGUUUUUUGAUUUGAUGACUAUCAACCUUUAUUUUUCCUAUAUAAACCAGGCUUACUUCAAAAUCCCUGGAUCAUUCAUCAAAAUGGAGAGAGAAGUUAUUGCGACGUUAAUAGUGUGUUUUAUAGUGGUUCACGUUCAAAGUUUAGAAAUCAAAUUUCCAGAAGCAGACGAAAGUUUAAGAAAUUAUAUAACCUCCACAGGAUGUCUUGAGAAGGCAGAUAUAACUAUGGAAUUAGCGUUUGACUAUUCAAGAGAUUAUGAGAAUAUCAAAAGUUUUCUACAACUUUUUGAGGAUAAUCCAAAUUUGAAAUGUUAUGGGUUGUGUCUGUACGAAUUUGGAACGCUAAUGGAUGGAUGUUCAGCAACUAUUGACGAAGAUUUCAAGGAAUCUGUAAGAAAUAAUCCUGCCCAUUUCGCCAUGUUAGAAGAAAUGGAAGAAUGUGCAACUAAACUUAUCGGAAAUGAUCCUUGCGAAUGUGCUUAUCAAAUGGAUAAGUGUAUAUAUAAAUGGAUACAGAAUGAAAAAGAGAAAGAGAAAGCAAAAGGAAAGUAAAUUUGUAUAGAUCUUAUAAAAUUCAAGAAUCAAUAGCAAAUGAGUUGAAAUCUGUAUUACUGCAUAAAAAUUGCUUUUAUUACAAUUCUAUUGAUUUAAUUUAGGUUAAGACACUUACUUUAAAGAUUUUCUUGAAAUCAACAUUUUUUGCAUUCACUUUAGUUUUGUAUUUCUUUUAAAUGUCUUGAAUAAAAUGACGCACCAGUUUUCCGAGUGUA
Molecule: messenger RNA, 773 nt
Organism: Eupeodes corollae
Lineage: Eukaryota; Metazoa; Arthropoda; Insecta; Diptera; Syrphidae
Exons: 2
Coding region: 16-555 (179 amino acids)
Molecular function (GO): odorant binding
Source: RefSeq, a predicted model, not a curated record